AGUAACGUGAAGUUUAAAUUAGCAUGUGUGUUUUGCCUAUGGACUGUCAUGACCACAGCUUCUCAAACAACCCCGUCGUCUCCUGCUCAUCUGGUCAUCCCACCAGUGCUACAUUCCCCUCCGUCACUUUCAAAUAUCAAAGAUCACCAUUUCAGCUCAGGCAACUUACUAUCUGCGCCCAUGCCAGGUCUUGAAAGUUCAGCAUCUUCGGUAACGAAUCUUGAUUUGAAUGAUGGUCUUCUUGUCCAUGACGUGGAUCCGGAGGUGGACACUACCCACAGCGAAGAUACUACUGCAGUCGGCCAGAUAGAUGAUGUAGCUGACGAGGAAUCCAGGAAGAACCUACGGGAUCAUUUACGGCGGACUUUGAGUAUUCAGAGGGAGAAAUCAGAUGCAAAGCGAAAGAUUGAUGAAUUUCCAGAACUGAGUUCCAUGUCUCCUGGCACAAUUCUUGAAGGAUAUAGACCUCGAGAGUACUUUGUACUCACGGACGCUGGAAAGCCUGUAUUCGCUAGUCGCCCUGAUGGGCAGGACGUUGAGAAUUUGUCCUCUAUCAUGGGUAUCGUGCAAGCGCUUUUAUCAGUCUUUCUCGACGAUGGGGAUAAGCUACGCUGUAUAAAUGCUGGAAGGAUGCGGAUAACCUUCCUGCUUCGGUCCCCCCUGUAUUAUGUCUGCGCGUCAUCGUGGGGUGAGCCAGAGUCUGUCACUCGCUCACACCUCGAGUAUCUGCAUCUACAAAUACUGAGUAUUGUCACGGCAUCUCAACUACGACGGAUCUUCGAGCGUCGUACGAACUUUGAUUUGCGCAGGCUAUUAGACGGUGCAGAACCAUUUUUAUUUUCCUUGCUAGAUAGAAUGGAACUCGACCUCGCAAUGGCGACUUCCUCCUUGAAUUGUCUACAGUUGGACCAAAGCUUGCGAGCGCGUGUUGCCGAAGCGCUGGUGCCAACAUCAAAGAUGAAGGAUACCCUUUACAUCAUUUUGGUUGCACGGGGUCAGGUUAUAACAUUGGUGCGACCCAAAAAGCACUCGAUACACCCUGCUGAUAUACACAUUCUCGUCAAUACAGUGUAUUCUCCAUCUAUUGUCAACUCGCCCGCAUCUGCAUCAUGGAUUCCGGUUUGUCUACCAAAAUUCAACCCUGCUGGUUUUGUCAACGCAUAUAUCGCAUUUCUACAUCGCCCUGACGCAGACCAGAAAUCUUAUCAGAGGACAACACGAGAGACCGAUGAAAGUGUUGCGGAGACCACCGGCGUCAGCCAUGAUAUAACUUCACGGCACACGACCAGGCUCAUGGAAGAUUCUGGCAUCGGACUUGUGUGUAUCAGUGGCGGUGGCGAGUUCGAGACUGUGCGAGCAUGGUGCGACAUUGUUACACAGAAAUUGACCGACGAUGGAUCCCUCGAUACGCUGGCCAGAGCUGUCGACUCCGGGAAAACAAGCUACUUUGCCUCCCAGCUCGGAAUACCUGGAUUGCGCCACUUUGUUUAUAAGUCGAGGUCGCAUGUUCAGAUCACCCUACCGGCUUUUGAGGAGCCUUAUGAUACUCUCGAUGCGAAGCGAAGAAUUGUUACCCUGUACCAGAUCAUCCAUGAUGCGAUACAUGCAAAAUCUGGGCAAACAGGAAACCUCAAGCUGCAAUACAUUCGUACCGAGAAGGAAAUAGUCAUGGGCUGGAUAACGCAGCCGUUCGAGCUGUAUGUAGUUCUUUCGCCGCGGUUACCUAAAUCUGCAGUAAUCAACGCUGCGAACGCAGUUACUCGGUGGGUGAAGAAAGAAGAAGGUCAACUUUUUCUGAGGGAUGCCCCGGUCUUUUAACGUUGGCUGUGGAUGGACGUGUAGACGAUUCCCCUUUCAAAUAUUACAGCAUAGAUAUCUACUUGUAUCGGGGGUUCCUCUGUUUGAUAGGGUGACAUUCUUAUGCACCAGAUCUUCAUAUUUACGUAGAAUGAUUCAGCGGCAUCAGAAACAUCACACUUUGUUCUGGCCUCUUUGUAUUAAGUACUGCAACACGUAUGCUACUCACUAUAG
Molecule: messenger RNA, 2031 nt
Organism: Suillus paluster
Lineage: Eukaryota; Fungi; Basidiomycota; Agaricomycetes; Boletales; Suillaceae
Product: DUF254-domain-containing protein
Exons: 12
Coding region: 49-1818 (589 amino acids)
Biological process (GO): vesicle-mediated transport; protein targeting to vacuole
Cellular component (GO): Mon1-Ccz1 complex; fungal-type vacuole membrane
Source: RefSeq, a predicted model, not a curated record